AUGGCUGUCGCAAGACCCAUUCGCAUGCUGGGUGCGUCAUGCAUUAUUCUCAUUCUAUUCCUAGUCUUCCAAAUGCACAAGGCACCUACUGCCAACAUUAGUAAGGGGUCCAAAGGGGAGUAUACCGGCAUCCAAAGUGACCCCCUCAAGGAGCCGACCGGAGAACCCGAAGGACAGUUAUGGCGAGCCGACGAGCACGAUUAUGCCCCCGACAGUGCCAACUCCGCCCGGACCAACGCGGCGCUCAUCUCUCUCGUCCGGAACGAGGAGCUGGAAGAGCUGAUUCCGACAAUGCGCGAUCUGGAACGGACCUGGAACAGCAAAUUUAAUUACCCCUGGAUUUUCUUCAACGACAAGCCGUUUACGGAGGAGUUCAAGAAGCGCACACAAGCGCUGACCAAGCGAAAACAAGUACCGAAGGAACACUGGGAUGUCCCCGAUUGGAUCAACAUGGACCUCUUCCGCGAAUCCGCCGAGGUGCUGAAGGAGCAGGGCAUUCAGUAUAGCGACAAGGUAUCCUACCAUCAAAUGUGCCGCUGGAACAGUGGCCUGUUCUAUCAGCACCCAGCCCUCAAGAACUACCGUUACUACUGGCGCGUCGAGCCCAAGGUUCAGUUUUUCUGUGACGUUGAUUAUGACGUGUUCCGAUUCGUAGAGGACCGCAACAUCACAUACGGUUUCACCAUCAACCUUUUCGACGCUCCCCAGAGUAUCCCAACUCUCUGGCCAGAGACGAAGAAGUUCCUGGCCGCGAACCCUACGUAUCUGUCCGACAACAAUAUGCUGGACUGGUUGACGGACGACCAACUGCGACCAGAGCACACUAAUGCUGCAAAUGGAUACUCCACUUGCCACUUCUGGUCCAACUUCGAGAUCGGCGACAUGGAGUUCUUCAGGGGAGAAAAGUAUUCUGCUUAUUUCAAUCAUUUGGAUCGCGCGGGUGGCUUUUACUAUGAACGAUGGGGCGAUGCUCCUGUGCACUCGAUUGGUCUGGGUUUGUUCGCAGAUGCGGCGAAGGUUCAUUGGUUCCGCGACAUUGGAUACAAUCAUAUCCCUUACUACAACUGCCCCAACUCGCCCAAGUGCUCCGGCUGCACUCCAGGCAAAUUCUACGCCGGCGAGCCCUUCCUGGCCAAGGAAGAUUGCCGACCUAGCUACUUCAAACAUGUCGGAACCCAUUAA
This is a messenger RNA of Aspergillus bombycis, 1182 nucleotides long. RefSeq names its product glycosyltransferase family 15 protein. Gene Ontology annotation, biological process: protein N-linked glycosylation; protein O-linked glycosylation; cell wall mannoprotein biosynthetic process. Bases 1 to 1182 code for a protein of 393 amino acids. NCBI's taxonomy places the organism in Eukaryota, Fungi, Ascomycota, Eurotiomycetes, Eurotiales, Aspergillaceae. The record is from RefSeq and is a predicted model, not a curated record. Gene Ontology annotation, molecular function: alpha-1,2-mannosyltransferase activity. Gene Ontology annotation, cellular component: membrane; Golgi apparatus. The transcript is spliced from 4 exons.